GUUUGUGCUCACACUAUCGAAACCCUAGCUGACUCGAAAUUAACCGAGAUUUGCCUACCAUGACGUGACCUGCAGUCGUAAAGCUCUGUUGCCUUGCAAAGACUCAAUAUUAAGAUUUUUUUUUUAUAUGAACAGCUAUGCUCGCAUUACCUGCCCGGUUUUCUUUGUGCAGUUCCUGGGUCUUUCAUCCCUCCUGCCACCGUGGAUGCAAACAACUCUUUAUCGGGAAUGCCGUCAGUGCUGUGUUUUGUGUGACUACGAGAACGACCAUCCAUGUCACCUGAGACAACACAUGAGGGUUCAUACAGGCGAGCGGCCGUUCAAGUGCCACCUGUGUCCUCAAGCCUUCCUCUCGCAUAAGUCCUCAUUGAACAAACAUCUGCUUAUCCACACGGGCGAACGUCUGUUUAAGUGUUACUGUGCCCCCAAAGCUUCUCACGCAAGUCCAGACUGUUGGGGACGCCGUCACAGCUGUAAUGUGUGCGACUACAAAACUGCCUGUUCGUCCAACUUGAAACGGCACUGCAGGGUUCACACAGGCGAGCGGUCAUUUAAAUGCCACUUGUGUCCUCAAGGCUUCUCGCAUAAUUCUACGUUGAAAAAGCACCUGCGCACCCACACAGGAGAACGACCGUACAAGUGCCACUUGUGUUCUGAAGCCUUCUAAAAUUUUACGUUGAAAAUGCACCUGCACACCCACACAGGAGAACGACCGUACAAGUGCCACUUGUGUCCUGAAGCCUUCUCGCAAAAGUCUACGUUGAAUAAGCACCUGCUCACCCACACAGGAGAGCGACCGCACAAGUGCCACUUGUGUCCUGAAGCCUUCUCGCAAAAUUAUACGUUGAAACAGCACCUGCGCACCCACACAGGAGAACGACCGUACAAGUGCCACUUGUGUCCUCAAACCUUCUCGCAAAAUUCUGCGUUGAAAAUGCACCUGCGCACCCACACAGGAGAACGACCGCAUAAGUGCCACUUGUGUGGCCGUAGCUUCACAAAUAGAUUCGCAUUGAAGAAUCACCUGCGCAUUCACUCAGCAGAGUGAGUGACUGAAAUCGUUAUUUGGCCCAAAAGUGGCAGAAACGGGAUUGGACAUUUUCAAAAUUGUCUCAAAGGAUUUGAAUAAUUAGCACCGCAUUUAA
Molecule: messenger RNA, 1145 nt
Organism: Rhipicephalus microplus (southern cattle tick)
Lineage: Eukaryota; Metazoa; Arthropoda; Arachnida; Ixodida; Ixodidae
Product: zinc finger protein 239-like
Source: RefSeq, a predicted model, not a curated record